Dissoconium aciculare CBS 342.82 is the source of this 1919-nucleotide messenger RNA. RefSeq lists its product as uncharacterized. Gene Ontology annotation, molecular function: DNA-binding transcription factor activity, RNA polymerase II-specific; zinc ion binding. Gene Ontology annotation, biological process: regulation of DNA-templated transcription. Lineage: Eukaryota; Fungi; Ascomycota; Dothideomycetes; Mycosphaerellales; Dissoconiaceae. The coding region runs from base 225 to 1727 and encodes 500 amino acids. The record is from RefSeq and is a predicted model, not a curated record. The transcript is spliced from 3 exons.
CUUGAGAGACUACUUAUUGAGCCCACUCCCUCGCUCAUCGACGACCAUUGAUCUCAUCGUUGUCAUCGCUUUGUUAGUCCAGGGUUUCACAACACGGUCUACGUGCCAACUUCUCUUUACACACAUCCGCCUUGACAAUCGUUUACCUUCUUAACGACAGGGAAUUGUUUCAUCAACUUCUUCGUCUGAACCCAACUCGCCCGCAAGCCGCAGAUCAAUUAUCCAUGUGCUUGCAGCAAUCCAUAUUGGGACAUUAUCCUACCAGGUCUGUUCUCUUUCCGGAUGCUCAAGUGGAACUAUCAUCACAAAGAAGAAAGGGGAAUCACAACAGAGCUAAUAUGAAGGCUCCCAAGAACAAUGGCAGCAUGUCGGCAGGCCGACAUGCGAGCAAUCGGGCAUCAUCACAGCGUGGUUCACCGAACGAACACUUGAGUCGUUUUAUCGGCAAUGGAAGUCGACGAGGGUGUGGCAAGAUCAGCAAGAAGACGCAAUCGGAUUCAGAGCGAAAGCGCAACAGCCUCGCUUGUGCUCGCUGCCGUAAGCGCAAAAUCAGAUGCUCGGGGCAUCAUCUCGAUGAUAAUCCCUGCGACGCAUGCAAAGCAGCCGGCACUGAAGUCGCAUCUGAGUGCGUGUUUAUCCGUGUAAACGCACAAGAACUCCAGGACCUCGAUGUUAAAUCAAGGUCACUGCAUAAAGAAGCGUUCUUGCCAUCGGCUGAAACUCCAGAUACAUUCCCACUUGAGUCUAGCCAUCGCAUUCUUGACAAGCACGCCUCGCAAUACUGCUUCGAAGAAAGACGACCCAGCCUUGUCUCCCGUAACACCACCAACUUCAACAACCAAGAUCACACAACAUCGCUGGAUCCGUCGCUGCUGGCGGCAUCUCUCACCUCAUUCGAGUCUCUGGAAGGUUUUGAAACAUGGAACAUGGCCUCAUCUUUGCCACCGCUCCCGAAUCACGACGCAACAAACCUGCAAUACGUAAUGGCAUACACCGAACCAGCGAUUACCGUACACCCCAAUUUUGAGAUGUCACCGAAUUUCCCACGCAUUGACAGCAAGCCACUACCAGAACGUCCCAUAUCAACAACAGGCACUAAUUACCAGACAGACGCAAGCUGUGAUAGGCUGGAAAGCAUGCAAAACGGCUUGUACGGCACCAAGUUGGGAAUUGAUGGCGGUGCUAAUCUGUGCCCAUCGCAUUACCAACCGAUGACACCUCAGAGCUGUGCAAUUGACCCCAGUGGUAGCGUUCAAAGUCUUAUGCCAACAUGGCGGACUGCGCCAACAGAUCGAACCUACCUACGAGAGGAUGCCAGCAGUACCAUUGGUCGCUUGCCAUCGACACCCAGCACGAGUUAUGGAAGUUUACCCAUCUCUUCCGCGCCGAGUCCAGCGAGCAUUCAAAGCUCGCGCCGCCAUUCUAUGCAACCCACCUCAGUGAUGCCCAAGCAGCAUUUGACAAUUGGGUAUAACAUGAAUGACCAAGAUUCGGCUAUGGGCGAAACUUUCUCGAUGAGCUCUUACAUACCUGAGCAGAGUCUACAUGCAUUUGCACAAGGCUACGGCGCUGCUCAACAGGCUGCACAUCGGCGCAGAAGCCUCGAUGACCACGUACCACAACAGCAACCGUGGGACUACGACUUAUGUGCUCAAGGCACAUACAAUGCCUACGCUCGAGAUCUUCAGUUCAUGACGCCUUCUCCUUGCAUGUCGUUUUGCCUAUGAGGCACACCACACCAUAUUCGUCGAUGCAGCACACGAACAGAACCUGAGCGACGCAACAUACAACCGCCUGGCGGCACACGAGUCGGAGUGGCCGAACUGUGAGCGCCUUUGGGGACUACUCUUGACAGCGCGAACAAAAAGAGAGUGGGUUUGCAAGCCUCCCCAUAGCUAGAUGACAUCUUUGUCGGUGCA